Molecule: messenger RNA, 569 nt
Organism: Venturia canescens
Lineage: Eukaryota; Metazoa; Arthropoda; Insecta; Hymenoptera; Ichneumonidae
Product: endocuticle structural glycoprotein SgAbd-2-like
Exons: 2
Coding region: 85-492 (135 amino acids)
Cellular component (GO): chitin-based extracellular matrix
Molecular function (GO): structural constituent of chitin-based larval cuticle
Source: RefSeq, a predicted model, not a curated record
CUGUGAACGAUGAGGGAUUCAAAUCCAGCAGGCAAACAUUAUUUUUGAACUUUUCAAGGUAUCAUAAGAUUCCACAGCUGUAAAAUGAUUAUUCCGGUCUUCGUCCUUUUGUGCAUGGCCACAAGCACCCUCGCAGCAAGCCUAAGCGCAAGUGAUCCUAUAGCCAUCGUAGCUCAGUCCUCGGACAUUAGUCCUGAUGGAAGUUUUUCCAAUCGAUGGGAGAGUGCUAAUGGAAUAAGCUUCCAGGAGGAAGGAGUUCUUAAAAACGCUGGAACAAAAGACGAGGCUGAAUCUGUUCAAGGUUCAGCUUCAUGGACAGCUCCGGAUGGUACCAAACUUUCCCUGGAUUGGAAUGCCGACGAAAAUGGGGCUGUCUUCCAGGGAGCUCAUUUACCUACACCACCGCCCGUUCCAGAAAUUCCAGCUGCCAUUCAACGUGCCCUAGAUUGGAUUGCUGCGCAUCCUCAAAAACCUGAUGCACGCGUCGCGUAAAUAUUUCAGCCUUGUUUCUCGCAAGCUCUCUGUAUGCAGAAGUCUCGUUCAAUAAAAGUAUGGUAAAGUCCAAAUAA